GGAUGCUAUCUAUCUUCACCAUGGCUAGUCCAUUUUUUAAUUGAGAGGAGAUAUUUAUGGGAUGCUAUCUAGUGUUCAGUUUGAUACUCUGCAAUGUAAAAGGUGAAGCCAAAAAGACAAGUAAAUAUAGGUAAAAGGCGAAACAGGCGCUGGCUUCGUUGGCGUUGACAGGCCCUGCAAUAUGCAAUAUGAAGAGCAUUUGUUGGGAAGAGCUACCUAGUUCAACUAUACAGCUAUUAUUACCUUUACAUUUGCAACAAGUCAGCGCGUUAGUGGCUCCGCUCGGCUCAGCUUUGGUGGAGAGAGAGAAGAACACGAGCAUCAGUAGACCUUCCUUCUUCCAACAAACCCUAAAGCCAGCUCUCUCUGCACAGACAGAUAGCGAGUGAAUCACUGAUAGAAGCCGGCGAUCGCGUUACAAGGUAAUUACAGUUGGCAGGUAUCGUCCUAUGGCAGGUGCAUUUCUUCCUCCUCAACCCCGUAAGUUAGUGUUUUUCUGUUAUUGAAGCAUGAACAAAUCCAAAGCAGACAAGACCAGGACAUUGGGGGAUGAGGUUAAGGAUUAUGCAUUUGCAAUAGAGUAUGAAGGCCCCCCAGCCCACCAGGUUCCCAAAGUCGAGCCUUUGCCUUUAGAUGACAAUGAAGAUAUUCCCACUGCACAAUCAUUAUCCAUUGAUUUUCCCAUCUCGACGCCACUGCCGGUUGUGCAACCGCUUCCUAUACCACGUUUGGCGCUUCAUACUCCCUCCACUCCGCUAGUCGAGGAUGAAGAUAGUAGAAGCAUAUGCAUUAACUUGCCAGCAGAUCCCUCUUCUCCUUCAGAAUGCGCUCCAUCACACUCUCCUACACCUACGUCAACCAGUCCCUCAGAAAAUACAGAAACACCCAACGCAACAACUUCACAAGGCACUGCCAUUAGAGUUUUAUACGGAUCAGAAUCAGAUUCCCCUCACUCAGGGAAUAAAGAACAUGAACAUGGUAGUGACAAACUAUCAACAGAGGAAGCGGAAGAAGAAUUUGAUUCUUCUCCACCUCAAUUUGGGAAUGGAUCAUCAUUAAUACAUCCUCAAAGUAGCGUUUCCAGAAAGGAUGAUGAAGUCUGUGUCAACACAUUGAGUGGUUUGUAUACUGGCUCACAACAUUCUCUAACUUCUAGGGCCAUUGGAAGUUCAUCUGCACAGGAAUAUCAUAAUCCGAACUCUUCAUCAUCAUCUCCUUCAGCCUCAUUUCGUAAUUCUUUAUGCAGAUUGGUCAAUCCAAUUUCAAAUGAAACAAAAAAUAAUGCUUCAGUAACAUUUCAUAAUGUAGACGACACAGAAUCGGAUAAUCCAUGUUCAUCCGAGUUCAACUCCGCAGAGCUGCCACCAGUAUCAUUAGGUCAUAUGGAAACUGGUUAUUAUGGAGGAUCAGAAAAGCAGCAGGUGAAAGGCAUAUGCCAGAGAUGCAUGAAAAGUAAUCGGUUAAAGGAUAAAGAAACAUGUUUAGUCUGCAAUGCCAAAUACUGUAGCAAUUGUGUGCUCAGAGCAAUGGGAUCAAUGCCCGAGGGCCGAAAAUGUGUGGCUUGCAUUGGUCAGCCUAUUAACGAGUCAAGACGAUCAGCACUAGGAAAAUCCUCACGGAUGCUGUGUCGCCUUCUUAGCCCAUUAGAGAUUCAGCAAAUUAUGAAGGCUGAGAAGGAAUGCCCAGCAAAUCAACUUCGACCAGAACAACUAUAUGUGAAUGGGAGGCAACUAAGACCAGAAGAAAUGGUAGAAUUACUUGGUUGUCCUAAACCUCCCCAAAAGCUAAAACCUGGGCGAUAUUGGUAUGACAAAGAAUCUGGACUUUGGGGCAAGGAGGGUGAAAAGCCAGAUAAGAUCAUAAGUGCAAACUUGAACUUGGGAGGAAAACUUCUACCUGAAGCAAGUAAUGGAAAUACCCAAGUUUACAUCAAUGGGCGUGAGAUCACUAAAGUAGAGCUAAAGAUGCUAAAGCUGGCAGGAGUGCAGUGUCCACGAGACACUCAUUUUUGGGUGUAUUCUGAUGGUACAUAUGAGGAGGAAGGCCAGAAUAAUAUCAAAGGAAACAUAUGGGGCAAGGCAUUAACAAGGCUGAUAUGCUCUUUGCUCUCGCUGCCCACUCCUCGUGGGAGUUCCAAUGGCUCAAGAGAAGAUGCGAAUAACCACUCAAGCAGAUCUGUCCCAGAUUACUUGGAGCAGAAAAAGAUUCAAAAGCUUCUAUUACUUGGAUUUCAAGGCUCUGGCACCAGUACCAUUUUUAAACAGGCAAAAUUUCUCUACAAAGAUGACAAAUUUUCACAGGAGGAGCUGCAAAGUAUCAAACUAAUGGUACAGAGCAACUUGUACAAGUACCUCAGCAUAUUACUUGAGGGACGUGAGCGUUUUGAGGAGGAAACCUUGAUGAAUUUGAAAGGUCAUGAUGUACCCGAGCAAAUCACUCCUGCAGAUGAGAAUGAAGGAAAAGAAGCUGUUCCGUGUAUUUAUUCUAUCAAUCCAAAACUGAAGCAUUUUUCAGACUGGCUACUUGAAAUUAUGGCAAUGGGGGAUCUAGAUGCUUUUUUCCCUGCUGCAACACGUGAGUAUGCUCCAUUAGUUGAUGAAAUGUGGAGGGACCCCGCAAUUCAGGCAACUUAUGAAAGAAGAAAUGAGCUGCAUGUCCUUCCUGAUGCUGCUGGUUACUUCCUAGAGCGAGCUGUUGAGGUAUCAAGUAAUGAAUAUGAGCCUUCAGAGACAGACAUUUUAUAUGCUGAAGGAGUGACUCAAAGUAAUGGGUUGACAUUCAUAGAAUUUUCACUGGAUGAUCGGAGUCCCAUGUCAGAACCUUAUAAUGAGAACUUUGAUUGCCCAGCACCACCUGCAAAGUACCAGCUUAUCAGAGUAAAUGCGCAAGGACUAAAUGAAGGCUGCAAAUGGCUAGAAAUGUUUGAAGAUGUUCGUGCUGUCAUCUUCUGUGUUGCUAUAAGUGAAUAUGACCAAAUGUGGGCUGAAAGCAAUGGUCCUCUCCACAAUAAGAUGAUCUUGAGCAGAGACCUGUUUGAGAAUGUUGUGAAGCACUCUUGUCUCAAAGAUACACCAUUUGUCCUCUUGCUAAACAAAUAUGAUAUAUUUGAGGAGAAGAUCAAUACAGUGCCACUUACUACAUGUGAAUGGUUUAAGGAUUUUAGUCCUGUGAAGCCGCAUCAUAACAAUCCAUCACUAGCCCAUCAAGCUUACUAUUAUGUGGCAAUGAAAUUCAAGGAACUAUAUGCAUCCCUUAGCAGCCACAAGUUGUUUGUAUGUCAAGUAAAGGCCCGUGAUCGCAGCACAGUUGAUGAAGCCUUCAAAUAUAUUCGGGAGGUUUUAAAGUGGGAUGAGGAAAAGGAGGAAAACUACUAUGGAAUUGAUGAUUCCUUUUGCAGCACUGACAUAAGUUCCUCACCCUUUAUGAGGCCAGAGGUUUAAUUCUACUAUGAGGCACGGAAGCAUUUGGACAAUUUAUAUAAAUUUGAGCCCCUUGUAUUCUUGUGGCCUAGGAUUCAGCAGUUGUAUCAAACAUAAGCAUUGAAGUUCACGAUACCUGUCAUUGAUGGAUUGGGAAGCGGCAGUUUAUAUCUUGAUUGUUCUGUCAUUUGAUUAAUUGGCAUUUUCUUUCAAACCUGUGUUUGAAGGGUGCUUUUCAAAACCAGUUUGGUAGAUGACAUCCAAUUGCACCUUUGUGUACAUAAGAAAAGCUUGUCAAAGAUACAAUUCACGAGUCAAGUGGAAUUCGGGGGAAAUUUGAAUGUCACAUGCGGCUUGCAUAACUGAUUUGAAGAAAUUGAUUGGUGUAUUGUUAGUAUUAAAAAACUUUGAUGAUCAAUGUUAAAUGCUUCUAUUAUUCAUUGCUUCAAUUUCUUUUGAGGACCAAAUCUACUUGGUGUCACCUGAUUACGAUGUAUCCUAUUUUGAUAUCUUAACUGGAAAUGUAGUGUUGUAUCCAUGGAGCAACUCAAGCAGUAAGCCCUUUAUGAUUUCUGUGCUA
Molecule: messenger RNA, 3999 nt
Organism: Cryptomeria japonica (Japanese cedar)
Lineage: Eukaryota; Viridiplantae; Streptophyta; Pinopsida; Cupressales; Cupressaceae
Product: extra-large guanine nucleotide-binding protein 3
Exons: 9
Coding region: 510-3440 (976 amino acids)
Biological process (GO): adenylate cyclase-modulating G protein-coupled receptor signaling pathway
Cellular component (GO): heterotrimeric G-protein complex
Molecular function (GO): GTPase activity; G protein-coupled receptor binding; G-protein beta/gamma-subunit complex binding
Source: RefSeq, a predicted model, not a curated record